Molecule: messenger RNA, 2017 nt
Organism: Phlebotomus papatasi
Lineage: Eukaryota; Metazoa; Arthropoda; Insecta; Diptera; Psychodidae
Product: synaptic vesicle 2-related protein
Biological process (GO): transmembrane transport
Cellular component (GO): membrane
Molecular function (GO): transmembrane transporter activity
Source: RefSeq, a predicted model, not a curated record
AGUGACUUCUUCGCCAAGUUAUUUGUUCCAGUGUGCAAUUUUGUCCAACGUUUUGUUUUUAACUCAGAAUCUCGUCUUGGGAGUUGGGCGGUGAAGAAGUGAGAGACCAAGAGAGAAAAGAGCUCAGAGAGCAAAGUGAAGAACUAUGGGAGUUCGACGACCGGGAACUACGAGAGGAUAUGAGGAAAUGCAGGGAGCUAAUGUGGCCACAGUUAAUGUGGCCAUUGCAGGUCAUACAACACCGAUCGUCAAUCACAAUCACCAUCAGGCACCUCCACCACCCACCACAACACAGGAGUUCGAGAUGGCCUCCGUGAGCGUCGUGCCAGAUGAUACCUUCACCGUAACUCAGGCUGUGAACGCACGCUUUGGCUGGUUUCAGGUGAAAUUGUCUCUAUGCGUGGGUCUCUGCUGGAUGGCAGAUUCCAUGGAAAUGACAAUCCUCAGUGUCCUCGGACCAGCACUGCACUGUGACUGGGGAGUUACGAGGUAUCAGCAAGCCCUCACUACCACAAUCGUCUUCCUGGGCAUGAUGCUGAGUUCGACAUUUUGGGGGCAACUCAGUGAUCGCUAUGGACGGAAGCCAGCCCUGACACUCUGUGGAGUGUUGCUCUUCCUCUAUGGUCUUCUAUCGGCUGUUGCUCCCAGCUUCGGCUGGCUUCUGCUGCUUAGGGGUCUAGUGGGAUUCGCCAUUGGAUGUGUUCCACAAUCUGUGACACUCUAUGCUGAGUUCCUGCCCACCAAACAGCGCGCCAAGUGUGUUGUUCUCCUCGAUUGCUUCUGGGCACUUGGAGCGUGCUUCGAAGUAACUCUGGCUCUGGUAGUGGCACCACAAUUGGGCUGGCGAUGGCUUCUUGGUCUGUCGGCGGCACCACUCUUUGUCUUUGCCGUCAUUACGCCCUGGUUGCCGGAAUCGGCCCGAUACAAUGUUACGUGUGGGCAGAAUGAUAAGGCUCUGGCUACUCUGGAGCAAAUUGCUCAGGACAAUAAGAAACCCAUGCUCCUGGGAAGGUUGGUAGUGGAGGGAACAGCAACACCACGUGGGAGUGUCCGAGCACUGCUCAGUACUUCCCUGAGGCGAACAACGCUGCUGCUGUGGUUUAUCUGGAUGUCCUGUGCUUUCUGCUACUAUGGGCUUGUUCUGAUGUCCACAGAGCUCUUCAGUGGCGAUCGGAAACCCGUUGUAGCAGGUGACAUUGAAGACUGUCAUCCACUCUCUACUGAUGAUUACCUUGACCUGUUGUGGACGACACUGGCUGAGUUUCCAGGAAUCUUUGCAACAAUUGCCGUAAUGGAGAAAUGGGGCAGGAAAAAAACUAUGGCUUUCCAAUUCAUCCUCUACGGCGGCUGUGUCCUCCUCCUCACAACAACAAAAGAUCGAAUAGCUCUAACGAUGAUCCUCUUUCUGGCACGUGGAGUUAUCGCAGGACUCUUCCAGGCGGCUUACGUUUACACGCCAGAAGUCUAUCCCACGGCUCUGAGAUCUGUUGGAGUAGGCGGAUGCUCAGCUCUAGCCAGGCUUGGAGCCAUGGCUACUCCAUAUGUUGCUCAGGUUCUCUUGCAAACCUCAGUGUGGAGUGCCGUGAGUGUUUAUGGCGUGUUUGCAAUCAGUGCCAGCGUGGCGUGUCUCCUGCUCCCGUACGAGACCCGCGGCAGCGACAUGGCUCAGUAGCCGGAUUCCAAACCAGACUCUCUGUGACUAAACCAAAUCUCCGUGACUGAUUUUGUGGGUGCUUUUCGCUUUGGGCGACAUGAGGUUUUAUAAUAAAUAAAAAAAGAACAACACAACUUCGAUACGCUCAUGAAUGUGAAUAUGGUAUAUUUUAGUUUUUUUACCUUCUUUUUGUUCUGCAAACUCUUUAUGAGAUGAAAUUACAAUGGCUAAUUUUACUCUGUUUUAAGUAUUUAAGAUAAUUUAUUCACUGUCGCGCUGAUAUGUUUCUGAGAUGUGUGAGCAUGUAAAAUUACUAUGUAAACAGAAUUUAAAACAAUGAGUAUUGUUACAUUUAUUGGAAAA